CGCUAUCGACCAUUUCGCUGAAUCGCUUGACAAGAAGCGUGGGUGUUGGUAGGCGCUCCUACAAAUUCUCUCAUACCGACUAUCUCAACCUCUACAGAUUUUUCCUCUCAGUUGAUUUCUCCCACGCUGUCCAAACGCACUUCUCCUAGAGUUGUAGAAAUGGCCGAAUCCCACAAUCCUCCCCUCAACUAUGAAGCCAGUGCCACAUCGACACAUCGCACCACCUCAACCACCCUUCCCUCUGAAGUCUCCCAGUGUCUGAAAAAUGCUCGCUUUCUACAUCUCGCCACUAUAUCCUCCGCCAGCAAUCCAGAACAAGUAACCCCCCAUGUCUCGCUGAUGAACUACACCUUCCUCCCAACGGGGACAAACACCACUCCCGGACCGUUGAUCAUCAUGACCACAAAUUCACAAAGUAUCAAAACCCAGAACCUCCUCGCAAAUCCCCGCGUCUCACUUCUUGUACACGACUGGGUCUCUCAUCGUCCUCCCACUACCUCCUCAAUAUCCGGCCAGCGAUCUGGUUCCCCACCAGCAGCUGCCACCAGAAGCAGCCUGGCUUCUCUCUUGCUAAAUCUCAACACGUCGGCUCUGAGCUCGAUCUCCACCACGAUAGCCGGAACAGCACGCUUUCUCGAAGCUGGCACUGAGGAAGAGAAGUGGUGCAAAGAGACUCACCUGGCAAACAAUACCUUCGGAGACCAGGUCAGAGAAGAAGCUGGCUUAUUUGGCGUGGGACCCCAAAAUACCGAUGGCGGCAAUAGUAGCUCAUACAUUGCAGGAGAGGAUGUCAGGGUGGUUGUGGUGCCGGUACGAGAAGGUCGAACUGCAGAUUGGAAAGGAGGAGUCAAGGACUGGGUGGUUUUGGAUGAGCGCGGCGAUAGUAUCGACGACCAGGACAAUUCAAGAGGGAGAAGACCCGACGACCAGCAGCAACCACUUGUCAAUGGAAUCGUCAACUAGCUUAGGCACUUGUACCAAUAUCUACUUAUUUGAGGAGAUAUCUCGCCUGCGUAAGGUUUGCGGUGGUUUGCACAGAACACGUCGGUAGGAUCCCAGAUCUAAAGUGCGCGGAGCUUGCCUCAGUGUUUCCCACGUUACCCCAGGGCUCCCCAACUUUGUAAUUAAACAAGAGAAGCUAAAC
Exophiala mesophila is the source of this 1144-nucleotide messenger RNA. RefSeq lists its product as uncharacterized. Lineage: Eukaryota; Fungi; Ascomycota; Eurotiomycetes; Chaetothyriales; Herpotrichiellaceae. The record is from RefSeq and is a predicted model, not a curated record. Gene Ontology annotation, cellular component: nucleus; cytoplasm. Bases 160 to 963 code for a protein of 267 amino acids. The transcript has a single exon.